This is a messenger RNA of Tribolium madens (black flour beetle), 371 nucleotides long. Its product is annotated as protein zer-1 homolog. The annotation marks the transcript as partial. NCBI's taxonomy places the organism in Eukaryota, Metazoa, Arthropoda, Insecta, Coleoptera, Tenebrionidae. Gene Ontology annotation, cellular component: Cul2-RING ubiquitin ligase complex. The transcript has a single exon. The record is from RefSeq and is a predicted model, not a curated record.
CAUGAUGGGGCUGUUGGGUAACGUGGCAGAAGUCCGCGAAUUGCGCCACUUUCUCGUCACGUCGAAAUACCUGACUGUUUUUUCGGACCUUUUGGAUUCGCGUAGUGACGGAAUUGAAGUGAGUUACAACGCCGCUGGAGUCAUAUCACACAUUGCUUCAGACGGUCCAGACGUCUGGCUUGUUUUUCAACCUACUAGGGCUUACGUUUUGAAUAAAAUGGUGCGUGCCAUCGACCGAUGGGAUUUAAAUUCGCAGAGGAAUAUUAAUUAUCGUUCGUUUGAACCGAUUUUAUACUUGGUCAAGGUUUAUCACACACCCGAGUGUCAGAAAUGGGCUGUUUGGGCGCUGGCCAACAUGACCAAAGUUUAUC